Molecule: messenger RNA, 342 nt
Organism: Dracunculus medinensis (Guinea worm)
Lineage: Eukaryota; Metazoa; Nematoda; Chromadorea; Rhabditida; Dracunculidae
Source: the annotation of a GenBank genome assembly
AUGGCCAAAUCGCCUAAAAUGCUAUACACGUCUAAAAUAAAAUUUAAGGUAACUAACCAACCAGUUUUGAGAAAUUUGAAAACAAUAAAAAAAAGUUGUGUUGCGUCAAGAUAUGGUCACAAGCAAAUGUUAUGCCCAUCACGAAGUUCGCAUCAUUAUGAUGUUUGCAUUACGUCUGAACAACUUUGUGAUGAUAAUAUAGAUUGUCCAGGAGGAGAAGAUGAAAAUGCUAUCAACUGUCUUUUCUAUAAAUCUACUAAGGAACAGUUAAAGCAUAUUUACAAUACGGUGCUACUUCUCGCCGAUCAUGCGACAAAACAAAACAGUCAUCGUGAAUUGUGA